Molecule: messenger RNA, 762 nt
Organism: Babesia bigemina
Lineage: Eukaryota; Apicomplexa; Aconoidasida; Piroplasmida; Babesiidae
Exons: 6
Coding region: 1-762 (253 amino acids)
Source: RefSeq, a predicted model, not a curated record
AUGCGCCGAAAAUUAACGCUCGGCCUCGUUUGGGCGUUGUUCUGGCUCGCUGCUGGGCCCGUGUCUGGCGACGAAAACGACAUCGCCGCCCCGGUUCCCCCGGAACCAGCACAGCCAGCCCAGAAUAACGCACCAACUUUACCCGCUGGCCACGGCGAACACCGUCCACUCGAUUCAGAAGGUACGCCUUUAUCCCGGAUUGCCCAUCAGCUCACACACUGCGCAGGCACCUUCACCGAGUCGCUCAAGGACAACGUGACCAAGGCUACUCCGUCUGAGCGCCUAGACGAGAUGUCUAAGGACGUGAUGAAGGAGAUGGCAACAAAUCCGUACUUCAAGAUUCCCAAGUACGAUCGCAAAAUACGUGAGCUAGCAGUGUUACACCCAACCGUCAUGGAGAAGCUGGGCGUGUACGUGAUUCCUAUAAAGCCGUCGUCGUCUAAGGGCGACGCCGACACACAUUCCGAUGGUGCGAAUCCUGCGGAAGGCCAAGAGAACAAGGCGGAAGAGGCAACUUCCUCGUCCAAUGCGCGUAUGUGUUACACACAUCUCACGGCAUUCAUCGCCACUGCAGCGAUCAAGUCCAACCUUGCGUACAUCCUCAAGCAGUCAGAGAUGAUCAAGGCGAUGACACCGGAGGAGAAGCUGCAGUUCAUUCCUCGUCUGAAGGAGACCAUCGUGUACGAGAUCAUGAGCAACAUGCGCACCAUAGAAAAUUUGAGCGCGCAGCUCGGCCACGAGUCGACCUUCGGCUCCGCCUAG